This is a messenger RNA of Penaeus vannamei (Pacific white shrimp), 1084 nucleotides long. Lineage: Eukaryota; Metazoa; Arthropoda; Malacostraca; Decapoda; Penaeidae. The record is from RefSeq and is a predicted model, not a curated record.
GUCCAGUGUUGGCAAGUCGUAGGUACUUCUGGUUCUAAUUAAACGCAAUAGCAAACCAUCACACAAAGAGCGGCAGAUAUUAUGAUGUAACAACAUAAACACCUAAUUGGCCUGAAGAUUAGCCAGGAUGUCGCAGAUUGCACCGCACUGAUCCCUGAUAAUGGCAACAACACAAUGUGACAGCCACAGACAAUGGCGGCGCCUCUGGAAGGGCUUGAGACCGCUGCCUCUUCCCGCGCCAUUCAUGCGGACCAAGAUACGUGCGAUCAGUCAGUCUCGAGGAGUCGUCGGGUGUGGACGCGCGGCCGGAAGCUUUCGUCACAGUGACUGGGCCGGAUUUCGCAAGCUUUGAUCGGCGCUCUCUGAGGAGAGAGAAGAGAAAAAAGAGAAGACAAAAAUACAACACAACAACAACAUCUCCGUGUGAAGGCUAAGGCGAUGCAUCUCGUCAAGGUGGCGCUGGUGAUGACACUCCUGCUGGUGGUCGCGACGGAAGCCUCGCUGCUGUGGUGGCUCCCCGUCCGCCCGUCCUCCGGGGCCCAGAGCGCCUGGCCGUUCCGAAGGCCCCAGCAGCGUCGUCAGAGUCCAGUCAACAGAUGGCGUCCUCAGCGCACAGCCCAGAGUACGACCGGAGAUAUUCCGCACGAUCGGAAGUUCUUCCGAUAUCUAUGCAGGACAACAGACGUCUGCCCCUACUCCUGGCAGUGGGUGGAAGGCAACAUGCUUCGCGCCAUUGUGAGACUGUCCCUCCAAAAGUGAGGGGAAGGGACAGGUAUCAGCCUAAAUGUAAAAAAUAAAAGGUGUGAGAGAGAUAGGAUAAUACCACAGUGAAAGAUGUGUAAUUAAUGUUAUAGUUUUUUCAUAUUCCGGAGAAAUGUUACGGAAUUGUGAUGCAUGACGUUUUAAUACGUGAUCUCUUCACCGGAAUUCUGGUGAAAGUGCGAUAGGAAAAAGUUGAUUAAUUAUAAUUUUCUACAGUGUCACAAAACCUACGAUUUAUAUGUUAUUUACAGCAUAGAUAUUUGCUACUGUUGCCAAAGAUAUUUGAUUGUUUGUUCUCAGUGUUUCAGUUGUUAAAAAAAUA